GGAAUCCAAUGCCUAGUAGUAGUCGAGCACAAGCCGCUCCGCCGCCACCUCCUCCUCUCAGCUCCGCCGCCGCUGCCUCCUCCUCCUCCGUUCUCGGGUCGACAGCGACGAUGAUGCAGCAGCAGCAGCAGCAGGAGACGUGGCUCGCGGCCGCCGCGGCGGUGGGGCUCCGGCCGACCAAGUCGGCACCCUGCUCGCCCAUCAAGCCUGCGGAGUCGUCGGCGUCGGCUGCGGCGGCGGCGGCCAUGCUCCGGACCAACUCCGACUCCUUCCACGUCGCCCACAAGGUCCCCGUCGGCGACACGCCGUACGUGCGCGCCAAGCGCGUCCAGCUGGUGGACAAGGAUCCGGAGAAGGCGAUCGCGCUGUUCUGGGCGGCGAUCAACGCCGGCGACCGGGUGGACAGCGCGCUCAAGGACAUGGCCAUCGUGAUGAAGCAGCAGAACCGCGCGGAGGAGGCCAUCGAGGCCAUCAAGUCGCUGCGAAGCCGCUGCUCCGACCAGGCGCAGGAGUCCCUCGACAACAUCCUCCUCGACCUCUACAAGAGAUGCGGGCGGCUGGACGACCAGAUCUCGCUGCUCAAGCACAAGCUGCAGCUCAUCCACCAGGGCCACGCCUUCAACGGCAAGCGCACCAAGACGGCGCGUUCGCAGGGCCGCAAGUUCCAGGUCACCCUGGAGCAAGAAGCAACCAGACUUCUUGGAAAUCUGGGGUGGGCGCUGAUGCAGAAGGAGAACUACACGGAGGCGGAGGGGGCGUACCGGAGGGCGCUGCUGAUCGGGCCGGACAACAACAAGAUGUGCAACCUGGGGAUCUGCCUGAUGAAGCAGGGGCGCGUGCUGGAGGCCAAGGACGUGCUCAAGCAGGUGCGGCCGGCGGGGGUGGACGGCCUCCGCGGCGCCGACUCGCACCUCAAGGCGUACGAGCGCGCGCAGGAGAUGCUCCGGGACCUCGAGGCCAAGCUCGUCGGCCGCCGCCUCCCGCGCGCCGGCGACCAGCUCGUCGACAAGAGCUGGCUCUUCGACGCGCUGCUGCUCGGCUCCUCCUCCAGCAUCUGGCAGCCGCAGCCGUGCAUCGACCACAUGCUGCCCCCGCCCCCGCCGCCGCCGCGCGACCAGUUCGCCGACGAGAACGCCGCCGCCGCCGCCGCCAACAAGAAGGCGGCCGCGGCCGCGCUGCAGCCCAACAUCCUCCGGGUCGACGCGCAGCCGUUCUACUCGCUGCGCAUGCCGCCGCUGGCGACGAAGCCACAGAACAUUCAGCAGAAGCCGCCGACGCCGCAGCCGCAGGUGCACGAUCCGAUGGGCAACCUGAAGAGGACACGGUCCGGCAACGCCAUGGACAAGGCGGCGGCGGCAGCUGCCGGACCAGUGGAGAAAGAACCGAUCAACGACGAGAACAGCGGGAGGAGGAAGUCACUCUCCGCCGAGGAAAGAUGGCCGGAGCUGCCCGACCACAGCGCGUUCGACGAGGCCCUCGUCGCGGCGGUCCUCGCCCCGGUCCUCGAUGACUCCGCCGCCGCCGCCGCAGAACGGAACGACAAUUGCUGCAAGCCGGCGCCGCCGGCGGGCUGCGACACGAGCCCGGCGAUGAAGGAGAAGAUCGGGAAGAGGCUGAGGAUCUUCCAGGACAUCACACAGACACUGAACACUUUCUGAUUUGAGUUCUUGAUUUUUUUUUCUUUUCUUUGCAACUCACAGCAGCAGCCGUGGCGACGCCGCGAAGGAGAUGGGCUUGUUCUCCUGCGAGCUUUCUAUGUCGCCGCUAAGUUAAUUUAGGAUUCGAUUGGGUUUUAGUUCGCUGAUGAUUCUUGAUUUGAUUUUUUUUAACACACCCUAAUAACAGCUGAUUGCUCACUUUCUUCAGCUUGACACCAAAGCUCUUCUUGUAACAGAACACGAUUGAUUUUCAUCUUGUUCUAAUUCAGUUUGUUAACAGUUGAAUAACAAAGUGUCAUUAAUUUA
Messenger RNA from Oryza sativa Japonica Group (Japanese rice), 1964 nucleotides. RefSeq names its product protein POLLENLESS 3-LIKE 2. Gene Ontology annotation, molecular function: protein binding. The record is from RefSeq and is a predicted model, not a curated record. Lineage: Eukaryota; Viridiplantae; Streptophyta; Magnoliopsida; Poales; Poaceae.